UUACCAGGCGAGGCGAGCUCAGCGUUUAAGAGGGACAUUGAAAUGUCUUUUUGUUUUGUCCUGCGACGGAUUGCCCAACUCUUUUCUUAUUCAAAAUUAGAAUCAGUGGUACUCGCUUCCAACUCACCGAGCCGACUCACUGCAAAAAAUGAAUGAAAUGAUCUCCGGAGUGGGUGAUCCGGUGGUAACGGACGCAACAAAGGGCGGUGGAUCUGAUGCCGCUCGAAUUGCGGAAGUGAAGGCGUGGCUGGCGGCUCAGUUUGAUGCCGCCGGGAAGGAAGUCCCUAAUUUCGAAUACACUCCGCGAAGCAUCGCCCAUUUGUACAAUCUGGCUACUGUCUCGCAGGCCAAGACUCAAGCAGCCAACAUUGUUGCCAAUGAUUUUCGCCAGAAAGCCGCCGAAUACCGUUCUCAAGCGGCACGAAUUAGAGAGAUAUUGGAGAACGUAGGAUUAGCGCAGGAGAGUUUGCCGUCAAAUGUUGUUGCGUCGGCGCAUGUUCUGGCAAAUGUUGCUAAUUUGUUGAAUAUUCGAGACACUGAACUUAGUAGUUUUCUUGUAGCAAUGGGUGAUAUUUCUUUAAGAAAAACUGGGGUAGAGGAGAAGAGGGCUAAAGUGCACAAAGAGUCCAAAACUCUUCUCGAGUAUACUCGAAAAGCAAUUGCAAGGCUAACCUAUUUGAAAAGGACAUUAGCUCAACUAGAAGAUGAUGUGGCUCCAUGUGAGGCUCAAAUGGAAAAUUGGAAGACGAACUUGGGAGUUAUGGCAUCAAAGGAGCGACAGUAUGUGCAACAGUAUAACAACUAUAAGGCAUUACUAAAUCGUGUGGGCUACACGCCCGAAAUUAAUCAUGGGGUGUUGGUUGAAAUGGCUGAGCACAGGAAGGAAUUAGAGAAGAAGACCAAGCCCAUCUUAGAUACUUUGAGGAGCUAUCAGGACUUGCCUCCGGAUAAAGCUUUGGCUGCCUUAGCAAUCGAGGACAAGAAAAGGCAGUAUGCUGCUGCUGAAAAAUAUCUUGAAGACGUGUUGCAUUCAGCCCUUGCUACGUCAGAUUGAUUGCCUUAAAAUAGAUUUUGCUUUCUUGCUUCUAAAUGUGCCUUUUUUUUUUAAAAUUUUUUAUUGGAGAACUUCUGAAAGGUUGAGUUGGCCCAGGUGGUUGAAGCCGAAAGAAGAGUAUGCCAAGUCCUUAUUGACUUUCAGGGUUCCCCCCCCCCCUCCCCCCAACUUUUGUGUGUAUUGUGAUUUCUGUAAAUGCAGACAACUUAGAUUGAUAUGUUUCUAUGCACUUAAAACCUUUUCAUCAAGCAAAAUUGCCAUGAGAUUCAAGUUCUAAUGUGUUAUAUUAGUUCGAAGUUAUGGUAUAUGCUGUUUGUGCAUAUGUAUGCUUUUUCUGAUGUGAAUGCCAAGCGAACUUCUGAAAACCGCUCUCAUCUGUAUUUAGAUCUUUCCUUUGUUUAUUUAUUAAAAGAACAAGAGAAGAAAAAGAUGAUGUUUAAGAACUG
Durio zibethinus is the source of this 1500-nucleotide messenger RNA. It is a transcript of the gene AUG1, whose product is annotated as HAUS augmin-like complex subunit. Gene Ontology annotation, cellular component: cytosol; HAUS complex. The record is from RefSeq and is a predicted model, not a curated record. Gene Ontology annotation, biological process: spindle assembly. NCBI's taxonomy places the organism in Eukaryota, Viridiplantae, Streptophyta, Magnoliopsida, Malvales, Malvaceae.